GCAAUUCGUCAUCCCCACGACUAUGCGAUGCGCUCUUGUCGCCAGAGCACACGAGGGCCACAACGGCAUUGUCAAGACGCAAGCACGCCUUCGUGAGCUCUAUUGGUGGCCCCGCAUGAACGCAGAAGUGCGUAGUGCAGUCUGCGCCUGCAAAAUCUGUAACACCUCAGACAAGAGUGCCAAGACGUCACCAACCCCUCUCCAGCCAGUGCCCUUGCCAGAGCGACCUUGGUCAAAGGUGGGCAUCGAUGUCGUGGGCCCUUUUGAGCGAGCGGAGCCUGCGUGUCGCUACGCCAUCACGCUGGUGGACUACUUUUCCAAGUGGCCCGAGGUACAGUUCUGCCCAAACGUCACCACAAGGAGGAUCACGGACUUUCUGCGCGCCAUCUUUGCCAGAGAGGGGUACCCUGACAGCGUUGUGAGCGACAAUGGGCCACAGUUCAUUUCAGGCGAAUUUGAGACGUUCCUUAAAGUGCGAGGUAUAAAGCACCAGCUGGUUUCUGUCUACUACCCCCAGUCCAACGGGCAGGUUGAACGUUUCAACCGUACCCUGAAGGGUUUUCUCCAGUGCGCCACCCUUGAGCGGAGCAGCAUCCGGUCAUCCCUUGUAGACUACCUGAUGAUAUAUCGCUGCACGCCCCAUGCCAGGACUGGACUUUCUCCUGCUCUCCUGCUGCAUGGGCGGAAGCCUCGCACCCGCCUUAACAUCCUCGGACUGUCGUCGGCGCAGUUCUUGCAAAAUCCCAUCGAGGAGCUGCAACGGCUGCGACAUCGAGUGCAGCAGAGGCAGCAGUACACGAAGGAGUACACCGACCGGCGUCGAGCGGCGAAGACCCCCAGAUUCAGGGUAGGCGACUGGGUUAGAGUGAAGAAACCAGGAAAGGUAGCCAAGGGGGAGUCGGCCUUCGGGCCGCCACUACGCAUCAUGAAGCGGGUCGGUCGGUGGACAUUCCGGCUGGGAGAUGGUAGAGUGUGGAAUGCCUCUAAACUCGCAGCUGCUUCCGAUCCCAGUCUAGGAAGUGAUCAGCAGGGGACACUGGCUGCCGUUCAAGGUGGCCAGCCCGCGAGCCACACUGCUACUCCAGGUGACGCGCACCACAGGCAUCAUACUUGGCAACCUCAAGAGUCAAGUUCGGCCAUGCAGCAGCUGCCUCGAUCGCGGACGCCUGAGUGCAGACCUGCCCCGGACACGCCUCCAGGAAUGGGAACUUCAACUGCUCAGUGUCCUAGGCAGGUGCUUCUAAGGCGCUCGGGGCGGAACCGUCGACCACCAGUGCGGUAUGGAGACCUUGGUACUCGAUGAAAUGAGUGAACUAUUUCCU
Molecule: messenger RNA, 1322 nt
Organism: Ixodes scapularis (black-legged tick)
Lineage: Eukaryota; Metazoa; Arthropoda; Arachnida; Ixodida; Ixodidae
Exons: 1
Coding region: 23-1303 (426 amino acids)
Biological process (GO): DNA integration
Molecular function (GO): nucleic acid binding
Source: RefSeq, a predicted model, not a curated record